This is a messenger RNA of Radiomyces spectabilis, 651 nucleotides long. RefSeq lists its product as uncharacterized. Bases 1 to 651 code for a protein of 216 amino acids. Lineage: Eukaryota; Fungi; Mucoromycota; Mucoromycetes; Mucorales; Radiomycetaceae. The record is from RefSeq and is a predicted model, not a curated record. The transcript is spliced from 2 exons.
AUGGAACGUUGGGAGACGGCGGUUGCCGUAGACAAAAAAGCAGACGAUCAUGCAUCAUCCAUCGUUUCAGAGGUUCCUACGUCUGACUUGAAAAGCAACCGACAGCGAUUAUGGGCGCGAGUGUGCGUUUUCUCCAUGUUUAUCAUCUGCGUUCUAGGAGCGGUGGCGGCGUUCUUUUGCUGGCCACGUACGCCGUUGGUAAUCCUGGGUGGACGUGCUGAUAAUGUCGCUGUAACGCGAUGGAUUCCAGAAAAUACGCAUGCGACGAUGCGUGCAACGUGGCAAGUGAAUGUGACACUGGACAAUCGCGAAAACUGGAUCCCGACCCAUAUCACAAGGCUGGAUUUUGCUUUAAUGGAUAGCUUAACGUUGAAGAAGUUUGCAUUCGGCAGUAUUUCCUCCAUCGUGCUACCGCCUCGAAGGUUGAUCAAUCUCCCAGUUGUGUUCAAUAUCGAUUAUGCACCUGUGCUCAUGGGCAAUGACCCGACGAUGCAGAAUUUGUACAAUGCAUGCGGACCACAAAAAGCAGGAGCGCCAUCUCCUGCGCUCAAUGUUGUUCUCCACGUAGCCUUCCAUAUCUUUGGUAUCAUUUGGGUGCCGACCGUGGCAGCGACGCCGCCAACGGGAGGGUUCUUAUGCCCACCCAGUUAA